AUGGCAGAAUCGUUGGAGCAGGCCAAAAUGUCGUCUGAUGAGCCAGCUGAAACUGUGAGUGAAAAAGUUUCGGAAACAAGUAAAAAAAGAAAGCACGUAGGCGAAGUUGAACCCGUGCUUAAUGAUAGACCUCGACGACAAGCACGUCCAGUUGUGCCUUAUGGCUCUCAAGCUUCUGAAACAAAGUUACGUAUCAAACCACCCGUUAAUAUAGUCCAGGGAAAGGGUAUCCCACUUGGUCAAAUCCCAUCAGUAGCUCGUGCAAUCGACAAGCACAAAACAUCGGACGAAACUCUUAAAAACAUACACAGAUUAUUUUACGGCCGAGCUGGUACAAAAAAUGACAUCAAGUCGCAUCUACGCGCUUUCUCAGGUCUUAAUCCUGAAUCUCCCGUCGAUGCAACGGUGAUCAAAGAAAAGCUUGAAAAAUUGAAAAUGAUUGCAUUGAAAAAGAUGUGCGCCUUUUUUAAUAUUAAAGUAUCGGGUGACAAAUCUUCAAUUAUCGAAAGGUUAAUUGAAUUUAUAAAAGAACCUUUCGAUACUUCGAAUAAAAAAGAUCUAAAAUUGCAUAAAGAUAAAAUUAAAAAAUUAGAAUUGAAUCAAAAAGCUCGAGAUAUAUUCUUUCUCGAACAGAGAAGCAUAUUCAAAUCUAAAGAAGAAAACAAAUCUGCAACUAGAACUCAAAUUGAUAAGCAGUUGUUAAAUACUUGGAAUAAUAUGUCAGAGAAAGACAGGGAACCUUAUUUCGAUCGCGCUAAGGAUACCAAAAAUAAAAGAACUCUAACCGCCAAAAAAACUGAACCUCCGAAAAAGACUGUCAAAAGUAAAUUUAAAUCACCUGAGACCAUAGAAAGCGAGGACGAUAAGUCUGAAGAUCCUGAAGAUGAUAAUGUAGAAAAGGAUCCGGUCAAUGAUAGUGCAGACAAGAAACCAGAUGACAAUGCAAUUGACGAAAGACAGGAAGGUGAUAAUAAUAAAAAUGAAUCGGAUGGAUUGAGCGAUGUACCAGAUGAGACUGAUAGCGAAAAGGAGCCACCACGCAAGAAGACUAAGAAGAAUGUUGACAAAGAUCAUGAAAAUUAA
Messenger RNA from Racocetra persica, 1083 nucleotides. The record is from the annotation of a GenBank genome assembly. NCBI's taxonomy places the organism in Eukaryota, Fungi, Glomeromycota, Glomeromycetes, Diversisporales, Gigasporaceae.